This is a messenger RNA of Uranotaenia lowii, 9994 nucleotides long. RefSeq lists its product as uncharacterized. The record is from RefSeq and is a predicted model, not a curated record. NCBI's taxonomy places the organism in Eukaryota, Metazoa, Arthropoda, Insecta, Diptera, Culicidae. Bases 10 to 9936 code for a protein of 3308 amino acids. The transcript has 2 exons.
UGAAGAAAAAUGCUUAAGCUGAAGAAAGUGACGAAGUCCAGCAUCCGUUUGGGAUAUCCGGCCGGAAAGGAAGUGUCGAUCGAGACGGAGAAAAACUGGAAAAAGUUUUUCUUGAAAUAUGGACAGGACCUGGUCGAGAUCGACUUUGACUCGGAUAAAUUUGAAGUGAAGAUGAAUAGAUCCAUUUUUGAGACAAAACUUAACCAUCCUCAGAAACCUUGGACUGUGCUUAAAAGUGGUGGCUCUGGUGAGGACACUGCUCUUUUCAUAACCAAAAAAGGAUUGGUAGCUGCCCAAGAAUCUUCGGAUGUUAUUGAAGUGGAAGAUGGAGAAGAUUUGGACGAAGACAUGAUUGGUGAAAACGGAACGGUGGUUUAUUUUGUUCGAAACAAAGACCAUCGGAAAAUAAUCUCUUUGGACAACUUGAAAGAAGUUAAGAUAAGCGGACUUCAAAUAUCCAAUGGAGAAAUGAGUCUUGAAGGCGAAAAAUCACUAGAGGAAAAUUUUCAAGGUGUGGUACGUCCAGUUUAUGACAAAGAUGGUUCUGUAGUAAAUUUUCUGCUGAACGAUUCCUUGUUUUCUGUGGAAGGUGAAAAAAGUGACAUUAAAUUUGAUAGACGUUCAAUAGUGAAGAAAAUUUUUGUGAAUCAACAAAGAUUUUUCAUCAUUACGAGCCACGGAUUGUCUGUGUUUAAGAAGAAUGGAGAGGAUUUGAAUUUGGAAUUCGAUUGUCCCCAAUUUUCAGCCAUGCAAGGUUGGACAAGUAAAUAUUUGGAUAGAGUUUUUCUAGUUCAAACUGGGAAAGAUGAUGGGCCAGAAGCCUUAGUUGGAACAGGUCCUAAGGGUAUCGAGUUGCUGAAGCUAAGCAAAGAAUGUGCAAGUUAUAGUUUUGUUGACAAUGAGGAAGUAAGGGAUCUCGUAGCCUUGGAUGCUAGAUAUGAUAACAAUAAUGUGCUAGAAGUUUUGGGAACCUACGAUGGAUUUCUUUACAAAAUUGAGUUAACGCUUCACGAUAUCCCGGAGAAAACGUUUUCUGAACCACCGCAAAAGGCCAGAUCACAACCGGAAAUAAUCGAUGGAUUCAAGGCGAGUGAAAAAUUUAAAAUUACUGCUUUUUUAAACCAUUCAAAAUCCAUCCGAUGGAUGAGGGAUAGUUUCGAUGAGGCACCGUUCAAAAACAUCGUGAAUAAAGCUACCGGCCAGUUGCAGUUUUCCUUUGCUCUGAUCGAUCUUUCUGAUCGUAUGGGCGUCCCAAUUAAGUUAAUGACAUAUUAUGAUGAAAUGUUUAUGAAUCAUGAGACGAUCGGAGCCCUUGGCCGUGGUCUGGUUCUGGGUAAGGAUUGUAUUUGGGUCGAUAGACAUAGUAACGUACUUGAGGACCAACACGAGUAUUAUUUGGUUAAGGAUACGAUGAAAUUCCGACUUGUUGAAGAUUUUAGUCAAAGGUCCAACACCAAGAAGGUAUUCUACAUUAAUGGAUAUAAUAAAGUUCGGUUGGAGUACGACUUAGACAACCAGACAUGGGAAGCUGCUAACGGAAAAUACAAAUACCUUUAUGGGGGACCAAAUGGAGAGACACAAUUCGAGAAAAAGGUUGAAAAUUGGUUUGGAACGCUGGAUUUCGGCGUAACUGCGGAAACAAAACUGUUCCCAAUUCAGUGGAGCUUGCAAAAAAUUCAGCACGAAAGAAAUGCAGAAAUUCAAUUGGUUUUUAAAUAUAUCAGUCCAAGCGAUAAGAAACAAAUGUUCAACAUAGAAGAAAUCAAUGACAAUAAGGGUACCAAAAUUUCAUUUUUUUACGAAACACGGAAACAAAGCGAUUUGGCAAUCAACCUAAUGAAAGGCUUCAAAAUAGAAACACCUUAUUUUGAACAGACAAUCAUCAUAAACUAUGAACAAAAAAAUCAAGAUUUUUUCCUACACAGUAUCACCCAAGAUGGCGACCCAGAACCAAUUUUAUCGUUUGAAAGAAACUCGAUAAAUUCUAUAACCAGCGUCAGCCUUCCCUCCAGAACAAAAGUUGAGUUUGCAUAUGAAUCUCAAAAGUUGAAGCUGGACAAAUUCAUGCAAAGCUGGGAUCGGCUCGCCGAACUCUUUACUGGACCAGGAUAUUCUUUACAAAUAACCAAAUAUUCUUCGGAAAAAGAUCUAAAAGUAUGCUUAAAGGAUGGCUCCGGCUGGAAUAAACUGGUUGGGGAAAAAUGUUUCCGAAUUCAACAUCCCACUGCUAACAAAAUUGAGAUCUAUCAACCGUCUUUGAAGCCAGAUUAUUUUGUUAUAACGGUGACUUACAAACUGGACGAAUUAAAAAAUGACACAAUCUCCGCGAUGAAUGUGUUCAACAAAGUCGAUAAAAGCUGGACCCUAGAUUUGAACGAACAUGGAAGAACUACGCCAAAGAUCAACGAAACCAUUUCAAGUACUUUCUACGAUGAUCACUUCCUGUACGUUUUGGACAACAAACUUCACCUGGAGCUAUGGCAGCCGGAAGAACGCAAAUGGAAACUUCUUCAAACCCCAAUAGAAAAACCAAACGCGAUUUCUUUCAUCAAUCGUGGAGCUGUUCUAACGAAUUUGGAUCAUUUGUUAGUUCGUUGGGAUCCGAGAAAUGAUGUCAUCAAAAUAGACUCUCUGUCUUCGGCUGAAAUACAAGUCGAUGGCCAUGAAAGUUUUUUCAAGUACAUAACCGUCAAAGGAAAAGGCUCGGAAGAGUAUCAGUCAAAUUUGCGAGAUUUUUUCAACAACCACAGCAUUGUGUUUUGGAACAAUUUGCUAGCUAUUCGAACGGUUCAGGUGAAUGCCCUGGGAAAACUAUCGAUAGGGAUGUUUCUGUAUUUGUUCGGACCCAACUAUGAAGUGAAACAAAGGCAAUUCAUCUCGUGGGUGGCCGAAAAACUGGAAGACUUUGAGCUCUCGAUUCCGGUGACCGAUCCAGAUAAAUAUCCUAUCAGAUCAGAUUUAUACUUUUUCAAAUUCCAAAACAUCAACGGAAAGUACGAACUGAAAUACAUCAAGGCUACCGACUCGGACAACAAAACCAUCACUCCAUCGAGUGGGAUGCAGGCCCAAAUCGAACACAUGGAAAGUGGCUUGAUGCUACCGCUAGACUUCGAGAAAUAUGUAAUGCACGUAAACAACGAGGGCAUCAUCAUUGGAAACAAAAUCGUCUUCUUCGAUGGGAAACAAUUCCAAACCAAGGACGUGGACCGCGAAGAGUUGAAGUUAAACAAAAUAGAUUUGAAAAUUGGUAGACUGGCCACUCUGAAGAAAGCUAGCCAGAAAGAAAAUGUUAAGCUUUGUCGUCAAAGUUUUGACGAGUGUAUCAAUCUUGGAACGAAUCGAUUGCACAAUGUCACCGUAAGAUAUCCUUACUACGUGGUAUCUCAGAUAAAGGAGGAUCUCAAGGUCACUAAUCUGAAAAGCUUCGAGCAGCUAGAUUUCAAGAAUGAAAUCGCCCACGCUACAACCAGCGCUUUGGUACUGGUAACCACUGACGCUAAAGAUAAAACAGUUAAAGUGCGACCGGUUGCUACGAUUAAGAACAGUAGCUCGCAAAAGACAGUGAUUUUGGUUAAAAAUCAGAGGGCUGUGAGCGCAUCGGAGCCAUAUGAAGUCAAGUACGGUUAUGAAGAUCCGGUUUUACAGGGUGAUGAGGUGCGGUUUGAAAAUACUUACGUCUAUCCGGGGAAAAAAUUUGGCUACUUCCAGUACAACAUGAAUUCACUGAGGAAUGUACCGAGCGUUAGAGUUUUUGGAGCAGACAGAGAGGAAGUUGACCCAGAAUAUGUUAAACAUAUGGACGAGUUGGCGAAAGAGCAGGAUAAACAAAAGCAACCGGUACAGAGCGACCCAGAGAGAGUGUUGCUCGAUGCAAGUGAGCACUUUGCUAUGGUGAAUACUUCACCUUACAGUAAGCGGUUCAACGUAGUGGACUUUGUAGGAUUUGAAGAUUACGAAGUUAUGGAAGGUUGGACGAUUGGUGGAAAAGCUGUUAAAGGAGCCAAGGAAAUUGUACGAGAUGGGUUCUCUGGAACGGGUAGGAACUAUUUACGCUUGGAUGCUAACAAGGACCUCAAAAAGAUGUUUAAACAAGUAAUGUAUAACGACUACUUCAUUACAAGUGCUUGGGUCAGAACAGCUGAACAAAUUGAACUCAACAGUACCGUUGAUUGGUUUCAAAUAAAAGUCAAUAACAUUGUCUCAAACGGUGUUCUGAAACAGGUUGUAGACAAUUGGUUGUAUAUUGAAGCAGUGACAAAAUCGUUUGAAGUGCCUUCGACGUUCCAGGAGGAGAAUUUAGUUGAUGUUGAAGUUACAAUAAGUCCGAAAGCGGAACUUCAUGUGGAUCAUAUAAGGAUAUCACCAUUGAGCUUUAAUUUCGAAGCCAAAAUAUACGACAUUCGUUCGGCUCAGGUAAUAGAAUAUCUGCGGGUUAAUGGCAAAGUAUCGCAUUAUUUGUACGACAAAUACAGUCGUCGAAUUGCGGAAAUUGGUGAAGAUGGAUUGGUGAAAUAUUUUGCUAGCUAUUCUAAGCUACACAGUACAAAGUCUCCUUCAACCGAACUAAGUGAAGGUGUGUUCGGUUCUAGAAUUCAAAUCCGACCUGCGGAAGGUUUUGUAGAAACCUUCUCUCCGUACUCUAUCGAGAAGCGAUGGGACAUUACUGGGGUUACGGAGGCUCAAUCAACUCUAGGAGUUCUCAAGUUUAGUGGUAAACUGACCUUGCGAAAAAACCUUUCUGCACAACCUUUGGCGAUAAGGAUCGUUCGCGAAAUAAAUGAUGGAGAUCUAGAAGUUUUACUUUCUUCUGAGUCUAUAAAGAUACAGUCGAAUACAAUAGUUGUGGAUGGUGUUUCUACUCCAAUUGAACAAGCUUCAGAGUUGAUAAUACUAUCAACUUUAAAGUUCAGAACUGUGUGGAACAAUGGUCACAUUAUCUAUGAAAAAUUAAUUGAUAAACAAGAGCUCAAAGACGAAACUAUAGUGCUAUCGUUGAUAGGAAGCGAUACCAUCGUUAGAGAUUUGCUCGUUAUGGAUGAAGUGGAGCUUUUUGUUUCCUACCUGAAUCGUGCAUCAAAUCCAGUUCAAGAGAUUAUGCUGCAAGACUCUGGAACAAUUCAAAUUAGACAGCAUGUUUACGAUCAGCUUGAUCGACGCAUAGCGACUACAUUUUGGACUACUGUUCCUGUGGAAAAACUUGGAAAUAAGAGAAUUCUUCAAUAUCAACUAGAGUUUAUUAAGAACGACAACUUAAACAUCGAAAGUAGUUUCUUAAGUGUUGGUACCAUGACAGGCCUCGUUGAUGAAAAUAAUGAGAUCUACAGAGGUUAUCCCUAUUCACAAGAAGAGUACUAUAACAACCCAUUGACGAUUCGUAGGAGAGUUGGUCAACCAGGAGAACAAUAUUCCUUGAAGAAGGGAACUUUUCAUGAGUAUUUCUUCAACAGCUCGGUGUCCUUCAUCCAACUACACUAUCCACGAAGUGAAGGCUUCACCAAAGAACAGGAGAACAAACCAAAUGGACUGAUGCAAGUGACUGUAUUUAAUCAGCGAAACAACAAAGUAGCCGAAUUUACGCGACCCAAAACUUUUCAGGAUAUUUUGACAACUUACAUUUACAACGAUAAUGGAGAUCAAGUUCAAAUGCUUCCACCAAACUACUACACUGACAAAUACAAAGAUAAUAGAAUACAAAUGGCUCCAGAGAAGAAUGAGGUUGUCUCUCCAUGGGCAACUACUACAGUUUACGAUAAAAAAACGAACUUGACAACAAGCCGAACGACGCCUGAUGGAGGACGUGUAGAUUAUCUGUAUAAUGAGCACAAUCAGUUAAGAUAUCAACUUCACUACGACGAAAAUGCCAAAGUAGAUAAAAUUGCUUACUUCAACUAUAAUAUUUUUGGACGAAUCUGCGAAACGGGUAUUUUGGAGGCUGGAAGCAUCAACUUAGAUUCAAUAAAAAUGAGUUUAACCACCAAUGAAGCUCUAGGAGAUAACAAGAACGUGAUAUACUUCGAUUAUGGAGAAACGGGAGAAAAUUCGGCUCUUAGAGGAAGAAUGCAUCGCAUUGUUAAAAUUAAUAAUCAUAUAAAAUUUAAUGAAGAACAGAUCUUCGAUGUAGAAGGAAAUCUGCUUCGCAAAAGUUACAUCAACUCGGACACCAAUCAGCAGCUGUCGUUGGAAUAUAUUCGAGGGAAUGAUAAAAUUAAAGAAAUCUAUUAUCCUCAUUUGAUUGACGACGAACAGUUGGUUCUGAAGUACGAAUACAAUCUCAAGGGGGAGGUCACGAAGAUAUCCCGAAUCAAUUCGACAAUCAAUACCAUAAGCUAUCUACCGAUCGCUGAUAUUGAUCAUAAUGCUGAAGGAAGUGUAACUCGUAUCAAUCACUUGUAUGGCGACCAUAAAUUCUAUCAGACUUACCUUUAUGCUCCUCCUGGGUAUAUGGUGAAGAUAGAAAACGAAUUCCUAACAGAGACUAUCUAUUAUGACGAUAAAGGCUACGGAUUUAAGUUUACCGGUGAUGGAAAUAUUCUUCGGACGGAGUUCAAGGCGAUUUGGCACGAGAAAUGUAACAAAAAUUUGAUUCCUUUGAACGCUUGGGCUUUUGUAAACGAUGCGAUUGACCUGAACGUUGCGGAACUUUGCUUUAACGCACUUCUUCAGCGGGGUUACAUUGAUCAGGAUGGUCGUCCAGCUAAGACCUUUUAUCCCGAUCUAGAGCUGGAAAUGCCAAUCAAAUGUCUGAUUAACUGGAAGCAUCUUUCGGGCAGGAUGCUAGGAAAAGGGUUUCCAGAAAAAUAUGGCCACUCUUAUGCGUACGGAGGUCAUGGCGAGCUGGAGGCGGCCAAGACCUUUAUCGGGGAUGAAGGAGAACAACUGCUAGAGCCCAUCAAGAUUGAAUCGUUCCUUAAAGAUAGCGAUAAACAGCAGAAACUCAAAGAUAUUAAUCUGGCUAGAGACAUUGAGGAUUUAUUCACCACAGACAAUCUUAGCAUUGGUACGCUACAAACCCUUAUGUAUCGUGUUGUUUUUCACCUUAAACUUGGUGCUACUCAUAGUUCAAAUCUGUGUAGAGUGUGGUUCCAAACAAAAGCUGAACAACAGUAUUGCAUAUCUAAUUUUGAAAAACUUAUCAUACAAACAAAAGACAAUUUCAAGUACAAAGAUCUAUUGUCUGAUAAUCCUGCAUUGGAAACAUCCAUUUUAAAAUAUCUAAACGGUACACUACUAGUUGUGAUCGGAAAAUCUCCAGGCGACGUAGAAUCCCUCUCAAUCGACGCCAACGGUAAUCAUCAGCUUUUCUAUACCGGCUUCAAGCGCUUCCAGUUGACUUAUAAACCGUUCAAAAAUCAAAUUGAUCAAAUAAUGGAAGGAUUCCAAAAAACACCAAAAAUAAUAACUCACGAUAGCGAGGGUAACAUAGUUAAAGCUCUACACAAAAAUAUUGAAAGUCUCGAAUACGACCCGCUGACUCAACGUGUUUCUCGAAUCAUCAUGACCGACGGACGUGUUGUGGAACUCGGCUACGACUACCAGGGGGAGAGGAUUUUGAAAAGAGUUCGAAACGAUAUAGGUCAAACAGUUUCUGAGCUUUACUACAUUCGGGACAACAAAGGUCAACCAAUGGCCGAGUUUAGAAAAGAUUACCCGAAACCGGAUGAUCCAAAUAUGGUCGUCCAAACAACAACGGCCUACAUUCAUGGGCCGUUAGGGUUGGUUGGAUUCUUUCGGAACAACAAAUACUACAACGUUUUGCUAGAUCAUGAAGGUUCAACACGCUUGGUAAUUCAUAGGGGAAAAGUUGUAGCGGCUUACGAUUACCUUCCCUAUGGUCAGUUAAUCCGCAAAUUCGGUACUGACCCGGAAGCUCACAUAGCCUACCGAUACACUGGUCAGGAAUACGACGAAGAGACAGACCUCUACAACUACCACGCUCGUAUGUACGAUCCAGAUAUUGGACGCUUUUUCCAGAUCGACCCUGCCGAACAGUAUCCAAGCGCUUACAAAUACGCUGGCAAUUCUCCAGUGUCACAGGUAGAUCCUGACGGUCAAUUUGCGUUUCUCAUAGUACUUGCAAUUGCAGCUUUGGUCGGGGCUUAUUUAGGGGCAGCAACGGCAAAUAAUAGUUGGAAUCCCGCUAAUUGGGAUUGGAGCGAUAAGAAAACCUGGUUGGGAUUGUUUGUUGGAGCUAUCGUUGGAGCAUUUGCAGUGUAUGGAGGGGUCGGAGCUUUCGGAUAUUUUGCAGCACUGACUGGAUCAAUGGCCGCUGGAGUACUAUCAGUGGGAGCUAUAGCCGUGGUCGGAGCUUACCUGGGGGCUGCAGCAGCAUCUUAUGACUGGAAUCCUGCCAACUGGGACUGGACCUCACCUGCCGUUUGGAAUGGACUAUUUUCCGGAGCAGCAUCGGCCAUAAGCUUACCAACAGGAGCAGUUGGCGUCUACCGAACCUUUUAUUCGCUAGUAUCGGUCGUCACAAAAAUCAUCUACGCUGUUUCCAUCACUGCUGGAUUCGUACUUCUACUGUACGUGGGAGGUGCUUUAGCUAAUGAUUUUAAUUUCAACAUGGCAGAAUGGGAUUGGAAGAACCCCAAAACCUGGUUCGGUAUGUUGGAAACUGCUUCAGCCAUUACAAUAGCAGGUGGUGGUGCGAUCAAACAUGGAGCUGCCAAAGUACAUCACGUAGUGACUCCUGCCAAAACGAAGCUUUCCUGGUAUCGUUUUUAUACCGUUCCCAGAGAAUCCUACACCAUUAAAUACGUUGGUAAACAUCAAAGACCGUACUAUACGUCGUACAAAAAUGGUCAACGGGUGUUUGCUCAGUAUCUGAGUGGCAUGCCCGAUCUUCCAACGGUUGGAACCAUAUCCCGUGCUUUUGUGAAAGACGAUCGCAUGUUUGCGCAAGCCGUUGCGCUUGGGUUUCUGAUUUAUGGAAAAUAUCAGAAAUAUGAAAAUGUUUUCGAAACUAAAUAUGCUCUCCAAAAUGAAAGUAUCGAUACAUCUCUCGAGAGAAACAAAAGAUCAUAUGAUUAUGCAACCAGUUCCUCUAAUACUGUACAAAAUUGCAUUUCAUAUCUGUACAACUUGUUUUAUGCUACAGUAACGCCCGUCGUCAAUAUGAGUAGUCCUACCACCUUAAAUGAAACUUUGAUUAGCAUCCACAAACCAAUUUAUAACUCACCAUCAAAGAACAUGACAGCUUACUGUUACGGUGACCCAAAUCAGCCAAAUCGGGUUUACUGUAGCCAGCCAACGGCAACAAUCAAUGUUUUCGCUCAUCAGGCGGAAUUCGAUCCCAAUUUCUUCGGAAAGGCAACCUUCUCCCAUUGCGUUCCAGUCACGUGGUACGACCGCCCUGCUGUAACCUGUUCCAGCGAGCAGUCCACGUUCUUAUACGUAACUCACGUGGAGCAACUACGAGUAUUCGACAUGAUCGACGGUUGGUUACUCUUAGCUCGGGUGCUUCCGGCUGCCGUUAGGAAUAUAAAAUCAGGAAUAACCUACCUACGAAACAUUUUCGAACAAACCGACGUUAUGCCGGUGAAGAACCAUAAAGUCUCCAAACAAAGGCUUAUUAAAAAGCUAUCGGACUUCCGAAAGGUGUUGAAAAACGAACAUUCGGGCCGAAAUCAUUGGAUCCAGCCUUUGUUGAACGAUCUUGAGGAGGACAUUAUGGAGUUUUGCAAUGGAAAAGAUUCUUCAGAAAAAGUAUUCCAGUUGCUGCAGGAGCGGUUGGAGGCAAUUGCUGAUGACUUCUGGGAAGAUUUGGGAAUAUCAGUUCUAAGCACCACCCUUCCAGACCCGGUUCUGUCAAAUGAAUUCCAAAACAGUAAUUCUAUUUCGGAAUGUUCUAGAAACAAUAUCUUUACUCAUUUCAAUAACAAACCAACUUUGGGAUGGAAUGCUGCAUUGAAGCUGCUUCAAUUUAUAGGAAAGUAAAGAUAUAUCUAAGUAAGUUGAAAAAUAUUGUAUGUCUAAAAAGAUACCAUCUUUCAAA